Molecule: messenger RNA, 453 nt
Organism: Echinococcus granulosus
Lineage: Eukaryota; Metazoa; Platyhelminthes; Cestoda; Cyclophyllidea; Taeniidae
Product: Fatty acid-binding protein
Exons: 3
Coding region: 1-453 (150 amino acids)
Biological process (GO): fatty acid transport
Cellular component (GO): cytosol; nucleus
Molecular function (GO): fatty acid binding
Source: RefSeq, a predicted model, not a curated record
AUGGAGGCAUUCCUAGGCACCUGGAAGGUGGAUUCAAAUGGCGAUUUUCACAAAUUUAUGCAUCAUUUCGGUGUCCCUACGGCCAUCGCAAAGAUGGUUCUGCUAGUUGGCUCAAAAACCAUAUUUUCACAGAAAGAUGCGGACACGUAUUGUAUCGCUGUUUCGUCCAUUAAGGGGAAAACAGAGGCGGCUUUUCGAUUGGAUCAGGAGUUCGAAGAGGCAUGCUCAGGUGGUGCCACUAUGAAGGCAAAAGAAGGCCUUCUGGACAAUAACUCUCGUGUCUUUUUCUCCAUCAAGUCAAAGAUCACAAUGGAGGGUGGCGUGAUGAAACACAUUCAGGUGGGUGGGGGCGAGACCAUCAUUACAACUCGAACUAUUAAUGGAAAUAUAAUGACUGUGGUCUACACUGUUGGCGAUCUGACGUGCUCGCGAACUUACAAACGAGUGCAGUAG